UGAGUCUAGCAGGGUUUUCAACGCAAAUGGGCGGCGUUUCCCCCUCGACUAGGAAGAACCGAAACGCCACCGUUUAAAGCCGCGCUUUCCGCCCGUCGGUACGGUGUCGACCUGAGCACCAUGGCUCCGUUGACGUUGACCUGUUUCUGCGUGCCGUGGCUGUGAGGCUCCGCUGCGUGUGCCGGUCCGGCCUGGCGCCGCCGCCGCCGUCCUGAGAGCUGUCAUCAGCGUGUAGAUGCCUUGGCUGAGAUGAGUGUGAAGGCAUUUGAGCUGGUCCCCGCUGUGGAGCGUGACCUCCUCAUGGGCGACAAAGCUCGCAUCAACAUUGAGUGCAUCGAAUGCUGCGGGAAGCACUUGUACGUGGGCACCAAUGACUGCUUUAUCCAUCACUUCCUGCUGGACGAGGCCACGUCCUCCAAAGGGAAACUGAUUUACUCAUCCCAAAAGCUGCUGCAUAAAUACCUGGGCCUCAAGAAGCCGGUGACUGAACUGCGAGCUGCUUCUGCUUUGGAGCGUCUGAUCGUGCUCUGUGAUGGGAUAGUAUUCCUCGUCGACAUGGUGACACUAGAGACUGUGCCAUCGGCUGCGGGAGGCGGGGCUAAAAUCAGAGGCGUCACGGCGUUCUGCAUAAACGAGAACCCGGUGAAUGGCGAUCCGUUCUGCGUGGAGAUGGCUGUGCUCUCCUCGAAACGUCGGACAGUUCAGAUUUACAUGGUGUAUGAGGACAGAGUGCAGCUGGCCAAAGAGGUGAGCACUCCCGAGCAGCCGUGUGCCGUCAGCGUGGACGGUUACUUCUUAUGCCUGGCCCUCGCCACGCAGUACAUGAUUUUGAACUACAACACAGGGGCCUCCCAGGACCUUUUCCCUUACAACAGUGAGGAGAGGAGACCUAUUGUGAAGAGGAUCAGCAGAGAGGAGUUCCUCUUAGCUGCUCCUGGUGGUCUGGGAAUGUUUGCCAACGCAGAGGGAGUCUCUCAGCGGGCGCCGGUCAACUGGUCAGAGAGCGUGAUUGGUGCCGCCGUGUGUUUCCCGUACGUCGUUGCUUUGGAUGAGAGCUUUAUCACCAUCCACAGCAUGUUGGACCAGCAGCUAAAACAGACCCUUUCUUUCAGAGAUGGACACAUUCUGCAAGACUUUGAAGGGAAAGUCAUUCUGGCUUCAACCAAGGCUGUGUACGUUCUGGUACCUCUGCCACUGGAGAGACAGAUUCAAGACUUACUGGCCAGUCACAGAGUGGAGGAGGCGCUCAUCCUCACAGAGGGAGCGCAGAGAAAUAUCCCCAAAGACAAGUUCCAGAUUUUGCACAAAAGAAUCCUCCAGCAAGCAGGUUUCAUACAGUUUGGCCAGCUUCAGUUUCUGGAGGCAAAAGAACACUUCAGGAAGGGUCAGCUGGACGUGCGGGAGCUGAUAUCUCUCUACCCGCUGCUGCUGCCAGCUUCCUCUUCGUUCACACGAUGCCAUCCCCCUCUCCAUGAGUUUGCAGAUCUCAACCAUCUGGCACAGGGCGACCAGGAAAAAGUACUGCGAUGCAAGAAGUUUCUCAUCAGUUAUCUCGGAGAGGUACGAAGCACAGAGGUGGUGAAUGGAUGCAGAGAGGACGUCGACACAGCUUUGUUGAAGCUGUACGCUGAGCAGAAUCACGAGAGCCUUUUAGACCUUCUAGCUUCAGAAAAUUCCUGUGUGCUUGCAGACAGUGUUCCCUGGCUGGAGAAAUAUCACAAAUAUUUUGCACUUGGGUUACUCUAUCAUUCUAAUGGCCAGGACUCUGCAGCUCUUCAGUUGUGGAUUCGUGUUGUAGACGGGGACCUGCAGGACUCGACAAGAUCCGACCUUUAUGAGUACAUAGUGGACUUUCUCUGCACCUCCUCCAAUCUGGAUCUCGUCUGGAAGUAUGCAGACUGGGCCUUGCUGAAGGAUCCCACAAAAGGCAUCCACGUCUUCACCAGGAGGCCUGCCAGUAAAGAUCAGCCCGAGUUAAACCCUGACGAUGUGAUCACUUACCUGGGAAAGCAUAGCCGAGCUCUGCUGCUCUACCUGGAGCACCUGGUGCUGGAGAGGAGGAUACAGAAGGAGAAGUUCCACACACACUUGGCUGUGUUGUACCUGGAGAGGGUUUUGUCGCUGCUGUCGGAGUUGCCUGCAAAUGAAGAGCAGCUUACCAAAGCCAGAGAGAGGCUCCAGGCAAUGCUCAGGGAGUCCGACCUUUACCGUGUACAGUUUCUUUUAGUUAAAACAGAAAACUGUGAACAACUGCUGCUGGAGCGCGCAACACUACAUGGAAAACUAGAGGAGCAUGACAAAGCACUGCACAUCCUGGUGCACCAACUCAGAGACUUUCCGUCCGCCGAGGCCUUCUGCAUAUGGGCCUCUUCCUGUCGGGAUUCUGCUUACCGGCAGCGGCUGUUUCACCUGCUCUUAGGAGUGUAUCUGGACGGGAGCGUUCCGGGAAGCGCUCCGUCGGCUGCGGGGAGCAACGGCGGCGAAAUGGAGAUGGCGGCGGUAGACCUUUUGAAUCGGCACGGCGAGGUGUUCGAUGCGGUCCGUGUCCUGGAAAUGCUGCCCGAAGGCUGGUCGCUGCAGCUGCUGAAGCCCUUCCUGGGCCGGGCCGUCAGGGCCAGCAUGCACGCCUGCCGCACCUCCCAGAUCGCCGUGGGGCUCGCUCACUCUGAAAACCUCCAACUGCUGCACGACAGGUUGAAAGAGCGAAAGAAACCCAUCUUAAUCUCUGAAAAGAAAGGAUGCCACUUGUGCCACAACACCUUCAGCGAGCCGAGUGUCGUGUGUCUGCCAGGCGGAGUGCCGGUCCACACGCACUGCGUCGCCCAGAGAGCAAGAGACUCUCCCACCAAGAGACAGUUGACUAAUAGCAGUAACCACACGUGAGACUUGAACCCUCAAACUACCAUGUAACCUGUGAUCGGAGGCACUGAACUGCAGCGAGGACGCGCUGAGCUUUUUGGAUGGUCGGGGGA
Molecule: messenger RNA, 2972 nt
Organism: Salarias fasciatus (jewelled blenny)
Lineage: Eukaryota; Metazoa; Chordata; Actinopteri; Blenniiformes; Blenniidae
Gene: tgfbrap1
Product: transforming growth factor, beta receptor associated protein 1
Exons: 13
Coding region: 250-2883 (877 amino acids)
Biological process (GO): vesicle-mediated transport; endosomal vesicle fusion; intracellular protein transport
Cellular component (GO): cytoplasm; membrane
Source: RefSeq, a predicted model, not a curated record